GGUUCCUAGCAUAGGUCAGAGGUUGCGGGUCAGACUCCGCCUCAGCGGGGCGGCUUAAUUACUAUGUAGCACGCCGUCUGUUCGGGUGCCUGCGCCUUCUGGAAACUUCCUGCGAGAGCGUCGCGGGUUCUUCGACUCCUGCACCCGGCCUAGACGCUGCCGCUUUCUCCAGGCUCCUGGGGAUCUUCUCGUUCUCGCUCCGCGGAGGAGCCUCCACCGCCGCCAUGUUCGGCUGCCUGGUGGCCGGGAGGCUGGUGCAAACAGUUGCACAGCAAGUGGCAGAGGAUAAAUUUGUAUUUGACUUACCUGAUUAUCAAAGUAUCAACCAUGUCGUGGUGUUUAUGCUGGGGACAGUCCCAUUUCCUGAUGGCAUGGGAGGAUCUGUCUACUUUUCAUAUCCUGAUUCAAGUGGAACGCCAGUAUGGCAGCUCUUGGGGUUUGUCACGAAUGAGAAACCAAGUGUCAUCUUCAAAAUUUCAGGUCUUAAAUCUGGGGAAAGCAGCCAGCAUCCUUUUGGAGCCAUGAAUAUUAUCCGUACCCCAGCUGUUGCACAGAUUGGUAUUUCAGUGGAAUUAUUGGAUAAUUUGGCUCAGCAGACUCCUGUAGGCAGUGCAGCUGUAUCACAAAUUGAUUCAUUCACUCAGUUCACUCAGAAGAUGUUGGACAGCUUCUAUAAUUUUGCUUCAUCAUUUGCUGUGUCUCAGGCCCAGAUGACACCAAGUCCCUCUGAAGUUUUCAUUCCAGCAAAUGUGAUUCUAAAAUGGUAUGAAAACUUUCAAAGGAGACUAAGCCAGAACCCUCAUUUUUGGAAAACAUGAUUUAAAUAAAGUACUUUUUAAUGGGUUCUGAAGCAUUGUCAUAUUUUGAAGAUAAUAAACCAGUUGCCAUUUAAAAGCAUGAGGAUGUAAGAAUAAUGAACUCUAAAUUGAAAAACUGCUUCUUGAUUAUUAAACUUACUUAAAAUUUUAAGAAUUUAAAUU
Molecule: messenger RNA, 980 nt
Organism: Gracilinanus agilis (Agile Gracile Mouse Opossum)
Lineage: Eukaryota; Metazoa; Chordata; Mammalia; Didelphimorphia; Didelphidae
Gene: HIKESHI
Product: heat shock protein nuclear import factor hikeshi
Exons: 5
Coding region: 225-818 (197 amino acids)
Biological process (GO): protein import into nucleus
Cellular component (GO): cytosol; nucleus
Molecular function (GO): nuclear import signal receptor activity; Hsp70 protein binding
Source: RefSeq, a predicted model, not a curated record